UUUGCGGACCAAAAAAUAAAAAUAAAAUAAAAAAAUAGUCGCAGAAUUUGAAGAAGAUCCACUCAGAGAGCACACUAAGCCAAGAGCACACAGAAAAUGGCCUCUGCCAAAACACAAGAUGAGUCAAGUUCUGCUGAAAGAGUAGCUGUUGUUGGUGCCGGUGUUAGGCUCGCAGCGGCCUACAAAUUGAAAUCGCAUGGUUUGAAUGUCAUGGUGUUUGAAACUGAGGGAAGAACUAGGGGGAAGUUGAGAAGUGUUUCUCAUGAUGGUCUAAUUUGGGAUGAAAGAGCCAAUACAAUGGCAUAUGUUGACAGUAAAUAUAUCGUGAAAGAACCUACAAGUUGAAUUCAUUCUGGGUACCAUGAAUCUUUUAUUGUGAUCUUUAAACUAUUGCAGUGGUGCCUAUGCUGAUAUUAAAAGUUGUGCCUUUUCCAGACUCAGAGUGAAAUAGAAGUCCAAAAUCUGCUUGAUGAUUCUUGGACUUAGAGAAAACAGCAAUUUGUAAGGAUUUAUUCCUUUUUUAUCUGGAAAUAUGAAAGAUUGGAGAUGUGGCUUGAGUCUCAUCAGCUAGAGAGUGGGAUUGUAUCAUUAGCUUAUUUCACUCUAACUGGACUGCUAGAUGCCAAUUUCACAGAAUAAACAGUAUAUCGUAAGAGAUGGAUCACCAGUGCUGAUACCUACAAAUGCGCUUGCAUCGAUCAAGAGCAACAUUCUUUCCACAAAAUCCAAGUUUCAGAUCAUUCUGGAGCCAUUUUUGUGGAAGAAAAGGAGCUCCUCAGAUGUUUCUGAUCAUAGUCAAGAAAGUGUGGGUGGGUUCUUUCAACGUUAUUUUGGGAAAGAGGUUGUUGAUUAUCUCAUUGACCCUUUUGUUGAGGGCACAAGCACUGGAGAUCCUGAAUAUCUCUCUAUGUGUUAUUCUUUUCCGGAUUUAUGGAAUCUAGAGGAAAGGUUCGGUUCUUUUAUUGCUGGGGCAAUUCAAUCGAAGUUAUCUUCCAGAAAGGAGAAAAGUGGAGAAAAAAAGGGUUCCUUAAAAAAACAAAGCAUCAAUGUGGUUCAUUUUCUUUCAAGGGUGGAAUGCAGACACUUGCUGAUACAUUGAGCAAAGAAAUUGGUGUGGAUGAGAUUAAGUUAAACUCGAAGGUUUUAUCAUUAUCUUAUUGUCCUGAUGGGAAGUCUGCAAGGGAAAACUGGUCAGUUUCUUUUGCUGCAAAACAUGUCAACCGCUCACAAGCUUUAUCUGUAGACGCUGUAAUCGUGACGAUUCUGAAUUCAUUAAAAGAAAAUGAGACAAGAAAGAAAGAAAGUAUCCUGUUUGGCAUAUCAACAGCUAACCAAAGGGGUGGACUGCCUGUUGGCAAAGCAAUAGCAUCCGAGUGCAAGGCAGCUGAACUUGUAGUCUCAUAUUUGGAAUCUUCUUCAGACGGCAAGUAACUUGGGGAAGGAGCCUUUGUGCAGAGAGUGAGGGGAGGACCACAUAGAUUGUUGUUGGCAAAGCUUGAUGAAUCGAAGCUUUGGAGUUGAGUGCCCGUUGGGAUCUUUCCACUGAGGUUGUUGUAGGACAAAUUCAAAUAGCUCAAGAAAUUCAAACUCG
Molecule: messenger RNA, 1591 nt
Organism: Ziziphus jujuba (common jujube)
Lineage: Eukaryota; Viridiplantae; Streptophyta; Magnoliopsida; Rosales; Rhamnaceae
Product: protoporphyrinogen oxidase 2-like
Exons: 13
Coding region: 620-1099 (159 amino acids)
Biological process (GO): heme biosynthetic process
Cellular component (GO): mitochondrial inner membrane
Molecular function (GO): protoporphyrinogen oxidase activity, oxygen as acceptor
Source: RefSeq, a predicted model, not a curated record